AUGGCCUCAAUCACACUCUACGACACGGCAGUAGUGCCCAUGACCCGCACACUCAAGAAUCUGUCCAAAAUCCUCAAGAAAGGCGAGGCAUUCGCGAACGAGAAAGGAAUGCCACAUUCCGACCUCCUCGAAGCCCGCCUCAUAUCGGACAUGCACCCACUCAUCUUCCAGGUGCAGACGGCAUCCAACACGGCCAAGUUCCUCGCCGUCCGCGUCGCUGGCGUCGAGAACGUCUCUUUUGCAGACGACGAGAAGACCUUUGACGACUUGCAGAGCCGCCUCGCGAAGACAAUCGAGUUCCUGGACGCCAUCAAGCGUGACCAGUUCGACGGUCGGGAGAAGCACGAGUUCGUCUUCCGAGACAUGAACUUCACGGGGCUGAGUUAUGUUAAUGGCUUCGCUUUGCCAAACUUUUACUUCCAUGCUGUCAAUACCUAUAGUAUCUUGAGGAUGAAAGGGGUUCCGAUUGGGAAGUGGGAUUGGCUUGGUACGUCGUGA
Molecule: messenger RNA, 498 nt
Organism: Exophiala aquamarina CBS 119918
Lineage: Eukaryota; Fungi; Ascomycota; Eurotiomycetes; Chaetothyriales; Herpotrichiellaceae
Exons: 1
Coding region: 1-498 (165 amino acids)
Source: RefSeq, a predicted model, not a curated record